This is a messenger RNA of Penicillium verhagenii, 1371 nucleotides long. RefSeq lists its product as uncharacterized. The transcript has 8 exons. Bases 1 to 1371 code for a protein of 456 amino acids. The record is from RefSeq and is a predicted model, not a curated record. Lineage: Eukaryota; Fungi; Ascomycota; Eurotiomycetes; Eurotiales; Aspergillaceae. Gene Ontology annotation, biological process: amino acid transmembrane transport. Gene Ontology annotation, molecular function: amino acid transmembrane transporter activity. Gene Ontology annotation, cellular component: vacuolar membrane.
AUGACCGGCUCGCAUUUGCCUGGUUCUGGACCGCCCGCGCUUGAGAUAUAUGAGGAUGAUGUGAUGGAUACGGAAAAGUUGGAGAAGCCUCCGGUCGUGGAGGAUCCGUUUGGAAAUGAAGAAUCCGGGGAAGUAAAGUAUCGCGUGAUGAAGUGGUGGCAAGCUGGAAUGCUCAUGGUCGCCGAAAACAUCUCACUUGGCAUCAUGUCCCUACCAUCUGCCGUGGCAACUCUCGGAAUUGUCCCGGCCCUCAUUCUCAUUCUCGGCCUAUCAGGCAUCUCAUGGUACACCGGCUACAUUUUCGGCCAAUUCAAGCUCCGCUAUCCGCAAGUGCACAGCAUGGGCGAUGCCGGCGAGAUCCUCUUAGGCCCCAUCGGACGCGAGAUCUGCUACUUCGGCCAGCUGCUCUUCAUCAUUUUCCUAAUGGCCAGCCAUAUUCUCACCUUCACCGUUACAUUCAACACCAUCACAGAUCACGGAACCUGCACCAUUGUCUUCGGAGUCGUGGGCUUGGUCGCGUGCUCCAUCGCCUCUCUUCCACGCACGUCCGAGAAAGUCUUCUUGAUGUCCACCAUCUCCGCCGCCAGUAUCCUCAUCGCUACCAUCGUCACUAUGAUCUCCGUCGCUGUUCAGACACCCGCCGACGUGGUCAACGAUAUCACCACCCACCCUACUUUCGUUAACGGUUUCUUGGCCGUCACCAAUAUUGUCUUCGCUUUUAUCGCCCACGUGUCUUUCUUCGGUAUUAUCUCUGAGAUGGAGGAUCCUCGCCAGUUCCCCAAGUCUCUUGCUAUGCUCCAGAUUGUGGAUACUACUAUGUAUGUUGUGGCGGCUAUGGUCAUCUACUGCUAUGUUGGUCCGUCUGUUGAGUCGCCUGCUCUUUCCGCUGCUGGGCCUGUUAUGAAGAAGGUUGCAUACGGCCUUGCAAUCCCGACGGUCAUCGUUGCGGGUGUUGUCUUCGGCCAUGUCGCUUGCAAGUAUAUCUACGUUCGCAUCUUCCGAGGCGAUCGCUCCCACCACAUGCACCAGCGUAGUAUUCUUGCUACGGGUACUUGGGUUGCUAUCUGUCUGAGCACCUGGACUAUUGCCUGGGUCAUCGCCGAGUCUAUUCCCGUGUUCAACGAUUUGUUGAGUCUUAUCAGUGCUCUCUUUGGAAGUUGGUUCAGUUACGGUCUUCCUGCUAUGUUCUGGCUUCACAUGAACAAGGGACAAUGGUUCGCGACACCAAAGAAGAUCUUCCUCACAUCCGUCAACUUCUGUAUUCUAGGAAUCGCCAUCGCCAUUUGUGCCCUCGGACUAUAUGUCUCGGGUAAGUCUAUCCAUGACAGCACUGACAAUGCCAGCUGGACUUGUGCUAGCAAUGCUGUAUAG